This is a messenger RNA of Eimeria acervulina, 1221 nucleotides long. RefSeq lists its product as hypothetical. Bases 1 to 1221 code for a protein of 406 amino acids. The transcript has a single exon. Lineage: Eukaryota; Apicomplexa; Conoidasida; Eucoccidiorida; Eimeriidae. The record is from RefSeq and is a predicted model, not a curated record.
AUGGCAGCUACAGCCGCCCCCCUCCCCCGCCGCAGCCUGGCCAGCAAUUCGGUAGAGGCAGCUGAAGGCACAGAACAGCAAACUCUGGUGCCCCCAGCAGCAGAAACAGCGGCAACGUCUGCUGCUGCUCCAGAAGUGGCAACAGCAGCAGGAGGGACAGCAGCGAGGCACAGCAUCGUAGCAGCUGGAGGCACACCAGCGGCAGCAGGAGCAGCAGCGGCUGUAGUUGCAUCGGUGGCAGCCCAGCGGAGAUUUAGCGCUGCAGAGUUGGCGCUUUCUGCUUCUCGUCGUCCCCUCUUUUUAACUUUUUCUCUGCUCUGUGCCUCGGAUGCUGCAGCGCUUCUGCAGCAGAAGGACAACGUCCGCCUCGCCAGGCAGCUAGAUGAGCUGCUGCAGCUGCACGAAUUUGUCGUGCUGCUGCGGCAGCCCCCACAAAGGCCUUCUCUGCCAGGCCCCUUUAGCUGCAGCAGCAGCAGCAGCAACAGCAGCAGCGCGGAUUUCGCUGGGCAACUCGAAUCAGCGGAAGACAGCGGUGAAAAGGAUGCACUGGCCGUCAGUUGCAGCAGCAGCAGCAGCAACAGCAGCAACAGAAAGAGCAUCGGUCCAGCCGGGGCUGCAGCAGGGAGAGCGCUCCCAUUAGAGGAAUGCCGAGAGGAGGAGGCAGCAGAGACACACCGUCUAUCCGGGGUCGACAGCUCCCUUACUGAAGCUGCUGCUGUUGUUGCUGCUGCUGAUACUCCUUCCCCCACUAGCCUCGACGCAGUCAGCACACUCAAACAGCCGCAGCACCAACAGCAGCAGCAGCACCAGCAGUACCUGGAGAUGUUGCGGCAGCAGGAAGAGGAGGCAACAGCAGCAGCUCAUUUGGUAGUCGUGGAGUACUUCGUUGCAGCUGUUGCCUUCAGUCGAAGCAGCGAGUUAACACCGCGCGCUGUCUCUGCUUUCUUAGCCCUGCUGCUUCGGGUGUACAGGCAGGCGGUGCAGCAGCAGCUGUCUCCUGCUGCUGCAUUUGAUGCAUUCAAGUCUCUGCUGCUGCAGCACUCAGUGCACAGACCCCCCCGCUCUACUGCUGUCUUCUACCCCAAGCAACUCCUCCCUGCUGCUGAGUUCUUUCUGCAGCAUUUCGUUCGCCUGCUGCCCCACCUGCAGCAGCUCCACUCCCCGCAGCUGAAGCAACUGCUGCAGCAGCUGCAACAGCCCCAGCUGGUGCUGCUGCAGUAA